Drosophila elegans is the source of this 1365-nucleotide messenger RNA. RefSeq names its product charged multivesicular body protein 4c (gene shrb). The coding region runs from base 113 to 796 and encodes 227 amino acids. The record is from RefSeq and is a predicted model, not a curated record. The transcript has 4 exons. Gene Ontology annotation, cellular component: multivesicular body; ESCRT III complex; cytoplasmic side of plasma membrane. Gene Ontology annotation, biological process: late endosome to vacuole transport via multivesicular body sorting pathway; vesicle budding from membrane. NCBI's taxonomy places the organism in Eukaryota, Metazoa, Arthropoda, Insecta, Diptera, Drosophilidae.
AAUCGGUAUCGGGUGACGCAUACGAACAACAUCCGCAGACAACCAAGAAACGCAAUUUGAGGAAAAAAUCCAAAUUUUUGCUAAGUCCGGGUGAAAAAGCAGACCAGCCAGGAUGAGUUUCUUCGGGAAAAUGUUUGGCGGCAAGAAAGAGGUGGCCCCCACCACCGGCGAGGCGAUACAGAAGCUGCGCGAGACGGAGAACAUGCUCAUCAAAAAGCAGGAGUUCCUGGAGGCCAAGAUCGAGGACGAGCUGAAUAUAGCUCGCAAGAAUGCGUCCAAAAACAAACGAGUGGCCCUGCAAGCCCUCAAAAAGAAGAAGCGCCUGGAGAAGCAGCUGCAGCAGAUCGAUGGCACCCUGUCCACCAUUGAGAUGCAGCGGGAGGCUUUGGAGAGCGCCAACACGAACACUGCCGUUCUGACCACAAUGAAGAAUGCCGCGGAUGCCCUCAAAACAGCCCACCAGAACAUGGAUGUGGACAAGGUGCACGACAUGAUGGACGACAUUGCCGAGCAGCAGGACGUGGCCCGUGAGAUUUCCGAUGCCAUUUCCAACCCAGUGGCCUUUGGCGCCGAUCUCGACGAUGAGGAUCUCGAGCGGGAACUUGACGAGCUGGAGCAGGAGAACUUCGACAAGGAAAUCAUUGGUAUUCCCGAGCCGGCACCCACAUUGCCCGAAGCGCCCACAGAAGAUUUGCCCGAGAAGGCCAAGGAGAAGAAGAAGGCGGCCGCAACGACAGCUGUAGUGCCCGAUGAUGAUGAUCCAGACAUGAAGCAGCUGCUGUCCUGGUCCAACUAAAUUAAAGCGCUAUCGAAAUCUCCCCACUGUUCUGCAUAUUCACCCCCGACCCAAUCUUCUUGUUUUAAUUAAAAACAGAUAAUGUUAAUUAAGCCAAAAUUUUAGUUUGAAACGAAGGAGAGAAAAACAAGGCAUUAAUUCCUUUGGCAAUCAAAUGGGUAACAAAAUAGGAAUGUGAUUUAACAAAUAAACGAAAGGAGCAUAGUCAGGCCACACAUCAGCUAACAUAGAUACCCCUAUCGAAAAAAAUAUUGUAUUUUCACAUUUUGUUGGUACUAUUUUGUGAUUUUAUUUGUUUAUUUUCUUUAACGCAAAUAAAUGGCCGAUUUGGUUGGCCGUCAACUGAUUGCAGAUCCAAUAUUCCAACCAACAAAAGUAGCUUUUUUUGAAACACCAGCAAUAUGUUUUGUGGCACUCAUAUUCCCGCAGACUUAGCUUUGUAUUGAAUAACUUACGUAAAUAAAAGUAAGAAACCACUCGACUGCAACUUAAUGCGAGAGGUACAGAGAAAGAAUAAACCAAAAUAUUUUAUUAAAACGGUUCUAAUAAAUCGGCGGAUAUGAAGCUUA